Oryzias melastigma (Indian medaka) is the source of this 3622-nucleotide messenger RNA. RefSeq names its product solute carrier family 27 member 4 (gene slc27a4). Gene Ontology annotation, cellular component: microvillus; plasma membrane; endoplasmic reticulum membrane. The record is from RefSeq and is a predicted model, not a curated record. Lineage: Eukaryota; Metazoa; Chordata; Actinopteri; Beloniformes; Adrianichthyidae. The transcript is spliced from 14 exons. Gene Ontology annotation, biological process: very long-chain fatty acid catabolic process; response to nutrient; medium-chain fatty acid transport. Bases 612 to 2543 code for a protein of 643 amino acids. Gene Ontology annotation, molecular function: long-chain fatty acid-CoA ligase activity; long-chain fatty acid transmembrane transporter activity.
GUGAAGAUGGGCAACAGUGGAGCGGAUAAAGGGCUCGUUUUCCGCCUGAGGAUUUAAAUUAGGGUCGUUUCGCAGCCGGACGUACACCGCUGGGCAGAGAGACGCACUUUCUCCCCUCGUUUUUACCGCAGAGCCAGCCUCUUCCGGGUGAGAUAAAAAAGACAUUCGCGGAUUGGUUCUGACACCCGUCAAUCAUUUCCUGUUCCUGAUUCACUGAUUUGACACUGACGCUAGUGGGCGGGGCGAUCUCGUAAAAUUAUAAGGUCAUUUGAACUAAGCUUGCCAGCGCGCUCACCGGUUUCAAUGAACCCAAGGAUAAUAUGAAUUAUAGCGACAAUGAACGGAUGAUGACCGCGGGGGCAAAGUCGACGCGCAUCGCUAAGCAAUUUGUGAGGAGCAGCGCCAGGAGGGGGUUUUAUUAACGGCAGGAGAUCCCGGUCUGUGUGUCCGUCUCUGAGCGCCUCUACCCAGCCAAGCUAGCGGCGUUGAAGAGCGGAGGGGGCGGCCAGGCGAGUCUGUAAGCCGAUCAAGGUGGAAUUGCACACAAGUGAGCUCACGUUUGGGAUUUCUGCGUACCGAGACGCCGUUAAAGGUGUGGAGAAGGUGUCAGGAUGAUGCGACUGGCUUGUUGCACGGCCAUGCUGCUUGUGUUGAGGUUGCUGCUGGGCCUGCCUUGGUACCAAGUUCUUCCAGCCAUUCUGAUCUUCUACCUGGGAAGUGGAGGAUGGAACUUUCUGGACAUUUUUGUCAAAACACUUGGCAGAGAUUUACAUGCUGCGUAUGUUUUGCUGCGGGUGAAGCUGAACGUCAAGCGGCACGUCAGAGAGAAGAACACUAUUCCUAAGAUCUUUGCUGAGACGGUGCAGCGGCACGGGGACAAAACGGCGCUCAUCUUCGAGGGCACGGGGGAGAGGUGGACUUUCCGGCAGCUGGAUGAAUACUCCAACAGAGUGGCUAACCUGCUGCUGGAACGUGGCUUCAGGGAGGGGGAUGUGGUGGCCCUUUUCAUGGAGAACAGGUCGCAGUAUGUGGGUCUGUGGUUGGGCAUGGCGAAAGUGGGAAUUGAAGCCGCUCUCAUCAAUUUUAACUUGAGACUGGAGGCUUUGGUCCACUGUAUCACCAUCUCCAACGCCAAAGCUGUCGUGUUUGGAUCAGAACUAACUGACGCGGUGACUGAGGUCCACAGGUCGAUGGGGAAAGCCGUGCAGAUGUUUUGCUGUGGGGAUUGGGACCCCAAGCGGGUCCCCCAGGGAACCGAGCGCCUGGAACCGCUGCUGGAUGGCGCCCCAUCUCACCUGCCUCGCCGGCCACAGCGCUGCUUCACAGAUCGCCUGUUCUACAUCUAUACAUCAGGAACCACCGGGAUGCCGAAAGCUGCCAUCGUCGUACACAGCCGGUACUACCGUAUGGCAGCUCUAGUUUACUACGGCUUUAGGAUGACAUCAGAGGACGUCGUGUACGACUGUCUCCCUCUCUAUCACUCUGCAGGAAACAUUGUGGGAGUGGGUCAGUGCAUAAUACACGGCAUGACUGUGGUCAUCAGGAAGAAAUUCUCUGCUUCACGCUUCUGGGAUGACUGUGUCAAAUACAACUGCACAAUUGUUCAGUACAUCGGUGAGAUCUGCCGAUAUCUGCUGAAUCAGCCCAUUCGCGAUGCAGAGCGGCAGCACCGCGUGCGCAUGGCGCUUGGCAACGGCCUGCGCCAGUCCAUCUGGGAGGAGUUCAUGAAUCGCUUCAACAUCCCGCAGAUUGCAGAGUUUUAUGGAGCCACCGAAUGCAAUUGUAGCUUGGGCAACUUCGGCAACAAGGUUGGUGCGUGUGGCUUCAACAGUCAGAUUAUACCCUUCAUCUAUCCCAUCCGACUGGUGCGGGUUGACGAGGAAACGAUGGAGCUCAUCAGGGGCCCUGAUGGCGUCUGCAUCCCCUGUAAACCUGGUGAGCCUGGUCAGCUUGUGGGCAGAAUCAUUCAGAACGACCCCCUUCGCAGGUUUGACGGAUACGUCAACGAAUCAGCGACCAGCAAGAAGAUCGCUCAUAGUGUGUUCAAGAAGGGAGACAGUGCCUAUCUGUCAGGAGAUGUGCUGAUCAUGGAUAAAUACGGGCACAUGUACUUCAAGGACCGAACGGGAGACACUUUCCGCUGGAAAGGAGAGAACGUCUCAACGACGGAGGUGGAAGGAACUCUCAGCAGACUGCUGGACAUGAAGGAUGUUGUUGUUUAUGGAGUGGAAGUACCAGGAGCUGAAGGAAAGGCUGGAAUGGCAGCUAUCGCCGAUCCGUCUCACUCCAGCGACCUGGAGAAGUUUGUGAGGGAGAUGGAGAAGGUUCUGCCUCCGUACGCCAGGCCUGUCUUCCUCCGCUUCCUCCCAGAAGUCAAUAAGACGGGAACAUUCAAGUUUCAGAAGACCGAGUUGAGGCGGGAGGGCUUUGACCCCUCUGCAGUGACUGAUAAACUGUACUUCCUGGAUUCCAGCAGAGGGCGCUAUGUGCAGCUGGAAGAAGAGCUUUACCGCUCCAUACUGUCAGGGAAACACAAAUUGUGAUGAAGAAGCCGAUCACUACAUCUACACACAUUACAGCUCAGAAAAGAGGACGAUCGCUUGCUCCGGAUUAGAGAAGAUUUUGCCCCCCCAUGUCCACAAACAAUAGCCAUAUAAGGCCGAUCGGCUCACACACACAAAUUUAUUCUGUUAAAAAAAAAAAAAAAAACACAUGCACGUCGCUCCUAAGCACACGGCUCCAUCCUCCCCCCCGUCCCUCUUGAAAACCCCCCAGGAACUUACUUUUGCUACCUCAGCAAAUGCAGAGAGGGGCACCAGGACCUUUUGGUAACUUUAUCAACCCCUCCCCAUCCUAACCUGUUGGGCCUGCUCUGUAAAUGUUGAGGAAUACAAGCUGCCUGGCAUCCAGAAUGCAAAUACUUGAAACUCUGGAGGGUGAAAAGAAGAGGAAUCAGUCCUGCGCCACAGGGGGCGUGGCAUGACCUGCGUGGGACCUAAACUCAUCUGUUUUGUUUUGUAGUGUUUUGUGAGGUUGUUGCGUUUAAAGAUGGCACCUCUGCAGUUUCGGCUUAACCUGCACAAGAAGUGGCAGACGGUCUCCACCAGAUCAGGUCUCCAAAGCAUUCCAAACGUUCUUGAAAAGGGAAAACGGGAAACUGCACAGAUGACGCCUGAGACCAGCGGGUGAAGCUUUGAUGUGCAAUAAAGCUCCAGCGCAUGCAGCCUCGUAAAACAUACCAGCUGAUAAUGACUUUUUUAUUUUAUAUAUAUAUAUUUUGGCGAAUACCAAAUAUAUUUAUUUUAAUUGUAGUGUCUGUGUGUCUCAGGCUUUAAGGACUUUUCCAAUUUUUUUGUUUUCAGCUUUAUUUACAUCCCAAACUGUGUGUGGUCAUUACAGCUGCAGCAUGCAUGCUUAAUCAGCUGCUGGAAUGCAAAGUAAGUGCACCCUGGUCUGGAGUAGUCAUCUGAGCAGGAUCCGUCAGGUUGUGCAGGUUUCGUCUGGAGCCGGUUGGGCUUUGUGUGUGAAACGUAUGAAUAGGACUAAAGUUGAAAGGGUUGCUUCACCGAGUUAGGACGAGCUGAGCGAUCCAAAGAUUCUGUUUCAAACUGAAGCGCAUGCA